This is a messenger RNA of Gongylonema pulchrum, 450 nucleotides long. Lineage: Eukaryota; Metazoa; Nematoda; Chromadorea; Rhabditida; Gongylonematidae. The record is from the annotation of a GenBank genome assembly.
AUGGAUGCGUUUCGACUGGCGCUUCUCGAACCAACACUGAACAGGAUUUUCUGUACAACGACUGCCGUAGUUGGAAGGGCACCGAAAGGACUGGAAACAAUGCAGAGGCUCACCAAUUUCCUAAUUAGCGCUAAUUCGGAUCCCAUCCGCAUCGUGGCAUGUCGAGCAAUGGCCAAUGCUGCAUUUCAUCAAUGGGGUCGUACUCUGUUCACUCAUGAUGUUGCUACAACAGUUACUGCUGUAGCAGCACAACUGUUAAGUCCUAAACCUGCCUUACAGCAGACGGAGACCGAAAAAAUCGCCGAACUCGGUCCUCGAGAAGAUGUACUCCGUGUUGUUUUAAAGAUGAUUGAUGAUAUUAGCAGUUUUGGAGAUCACACUCAAGAUGCUUUGAUACGUCUGCUGCAAGCAAUCGUAACACUGAUGUGGGGUGAUGCUUCAUUGAUAAAG